Molecule: messenger RNA, 714 nt
Organism: Trypanosoma conorhini
Lineage: Eukaryota; Euglenozoa; Kinetoplastea; Trypanosomatida; Trypanosomatidae
Exons: 1
Coding region: 1-714 (237 amino acids)
Source: RefSeq, a predicted model, not a curated record
AUGAACUGUACGACGGCUGAAAACAGUGCGCUGCACAAUCUGUCGAAGGGCGUAAGCGACACCCUCACCAUCAGUGAAACGGAGGAUCCACUGGGCGCGUCAGACGUUUGUGAGUUCUCAACCUUCGGUGAACCCGCGACUGAAGUGCGGUCUGAACUCCAACCUUCAGAACAGCGGCAACCAGCAGGCCCACCACAACAACAACCGGCAAAUGCAGCAGCAGCGUCAUCUUCGGCGCGAACUCAUGACGGAGACCGUGCGAGGAAUGGGGGCUCCACUGCUACUGUUGGGGAGCAGCCAGGCAGUGCGGCGGGUUCCACCGGAAGUCAGGGACAAUCGGCAGAAGAUCCUCGGGAAACACCAACGCCGUCGGUUGGCAAUGCUGCUUCGCCAACACAGGCAACAGUCAGGGCAGCAGAUGGACCCGGAGGUACACAAACACCUUCAAAUUCCCAAGGCCGAUCCGACGCCCCCAACGCCGCCCCUUCCGCCGGCGGCAGUGAUGCAACCACCACGACUGGUGCAAAGGCGACCGACCGCAGUCCGAGUGAUGGGAAGGACGCGAAACGCAACGCGGACGGCAGUGCCACCAACAGCAACACCACUCAGAAAGCCGUGGCAAAUGCUGCGGAUCGCAGUGCCACCUCCAGUUCGUUUGUGCGUGCACCUCUCAUGUUGCUCCUCACGGCUGCUCUUGCUUGCGCCGCUACGUAA